AUGUCAUUCGUCAGACACCUGGAGAAAGACGGCGUCACCGUCCUCGACGCGUGGGAAGACGCGGUCGCCUUAGACUACAUGGGGGUGGCGGUCGUUGUAGAAGUUGGACAGGAGCCCAUGGAAACUCCUGGGCGCCAAUUCAAUAAGCUGUGCCGCGGGCUGCUCAAUGCAAUUGAUGACCACCGCCGCUUCUAUUACCUAGGCCCGAACGAGGCCGGGGAUAGAUGCAGAAAGCAAAUGAAAGCCGGUCUGCAGCCCCUAUUGGAACCAGUCAUGUUGAAGGAGCAGUCUCCUCGCCGCGACAUUCUCCCUCGUUUAGAGACUCUACAUCACUUGGCCCUGGCCACUUUCAUGUACGACGGCAUAUUGAACUAUAAAAUCCAGCAGCGCAACAACGGCAAAGCCUACCUCGAAAAGUUCACGGUCCAAAGGGCCCGUCAACCGCUCAAAUUUGUCGUCGAGCUAGCUGAGCAGCUCCCGCAAUACGAAACACACACACUCGCCGUCGAUACCGACUCCAUUAGUCUCAACCGCAUCCAAGCGACUGUGGUCUUUUCCGAGCAGCAGGAGCACACGUGUCUGGCUCGGUACACGGUCCUGGCUCUCCGCGACUUCAGCAGGUCUUCCCUACCGCGCCAGGAAAUCGAUACCGCUUCCUGGUUAGACUCGACGCUCAUGGCCAUGUCCAAGGCCAACAAGUUCCGCGCGACGAUGAGCCCCGAGCUCCGCGAGAAGCUGCGAGUCCCGCGGCUGGUCGGCCUGGUGUAUCACGUCUGGACUCGCGGGUCGACGAGAGAGCGGCCUCUUGUCGGCGGCCUGCUCGAGCACAUGGAGGCGGCGACUAGCUGGGACUACCUGCGAAGGCGCAAUCGGCCGCCGUCGCGGGAGCUCCAGAAACGAUGGGCGGGGCAGAUUCGCGACACGAUCAGAAUGCUGCACGAUAUGGGCAUAGUCUGGGGCGGCGCAACUGGCGGCGACACGCCAGCGCCACUAGAGCUGCUAAUGGCAAGCGUUGAUGUCGACGCCAACAAGCAGCCGUGGCUGGUGCGCAGCUUCGACAGCACAGCAGACCUGUACAUAUAA
Akanthomyces muscarius is the source of this 1083-nucleotide messenger RNA. RefSeq lists its product as uncharacterized. Lineage: Eukaryota; Fungi; Ascomycota; Sordariomycetes; Hypocreales; Cordycipitaceae. The record is from RefSeq and is a predicted model, not a curated record. The transcript has a single exon. The coding region runs from base 1 to 1083 and encodes 360 amino acids.